GCCUCCCGGCAGGAAAGGGCGGCCCAACGCGGCCGCCCACCCAAGCUCUAGCUUUCGGAUUCCGGCCCGGGCUGUGCGUGACAGGCGCUGCUGGCGAGCGCCAUGAGCGCGCGCCUGUGCCAGUGACAUCCUCCGGGAUGGAAUGUGGCCCGGUCGCGGGCGAGAGGCCGAAGCGCCCGCGGGACCGCCAGCGGCUUCUGUUCUUCCUACUCGCCGGCCGCUGUGGAAGGCUGGGCGGCCGCGGCGUCCUGGCGCGCCGCUGCCUGUCCGCGCUUCCGGGAGGUCUUGGGAUACUGCGCCCCCGCGUCCUGGCAGCCCGGUGCAGCGCGUCACGUGCCUCCGCGCUGCUCCUCCUAGUGCUCGUGCCCUCCCCACGCCUGGCCGCUGCGGCCCCGCGUCGGCCGAUCGGAGACUGGGAGCGCUCGCGCCCGGUGGCUUCGGCUCCCCUGGCCGGGCGCGGCGGUACGCGGAGGUGUCAGCGGGGCCUUGCUCCGGGCGUCGCCUGUGCCGCAGGCGCCCUCCACCUGUGCCACGGCCGACUGGCCGCCCUCGCUUCCUCGAGGAGAGAGCUGAGCCUCUCUGCUGGGUGCCUGCAGCUGGGGCGGAAAAACCAAGAUUUCACGUCUUCUGGGAAUAGGAAGCUGUACUUUGACACUCAUGCCUUAGUGUGUUUACUUGAAGAAAAUGGGUUUACUACUCAACAAGCAGAAAUCAUUGUAUCUUCACUGAUCAAGAUCACGGAGGCCAACAUGGAUAUCGUCUACAAAGACAUGGUCACCAAGAUGCAACAGGAAAUCACUCUUCAGCAAAUAAUGUCUCAGAUUGCUAAUGUGAAAAAAGACAUGAUUAUUUUGGAGAAGAGUGAGUUCUCUGCCCUCAGAGCAGAAAAUGAGAAAGUAAAACUUGAACUACAUCGGUUAAAACAACAAAUAAUGGAUGAAGUGAUGAAAGUCCGAACAGAUACCAAAUUAGACUUCAAUCUAGAAAAGAGCAGAGUAAAAGAAUUGUAUUCUUUGAACGAAAGGAAGCUGCUGGAAAUGAAGACAGAAAUGGUGGCCUUGCAUGCCCAGCAAGACCGGGCCGUCACCCAGACAGACAGAAAGAUAGACACUGAGGUUGCUGGCCUCAAAACCAUGCUCGAGUCGCACAAGCUUGAUAAUAUUAAAUAUUUAGCAGGGUCUAUAUUUACGUGCCUAACAGUAGCUCUGGGAUUUUAUCGCCUAUGGAUAUAAUAAAGUAUCUAUUUAAAGAGAUUUCUAUUGUUUUGCCUUAAUACCAAAUUGUUGUGCUUUUUUUUCCUCGUUUUAAAUGUUAACCCCAGUUUUUAUUUGAUGAAUAUUAUUUAUUUUAUGCAAAUCAUGGACGUAACCAAGGCAAAGAAGUCAGGAAUUUCAUAAUUGCUCCUUUCGUCUUUUCUGUUUAGUUGACUUUAUAACACUGAGAGGUGGUGGACAAAGCAUGGAAGACUCCACUCAGCUGGAUCAGUGAACUUGGUCUAAGUUGUGGGACAUAUCAACAGUAAACAUUUGUAUAGCUCUGCAAUUUUAAAUCUUUUGUCACAUAGAAGAUUUGGGUCUCCAUUUAAAAGACACGUUGGCUUCACUAAGUGCUGAAGAAUCAUUGAAACUAAACCAAGAGCACCAAGUCCUCUUUAGGUACUGACCCAGUCCUUAACAUCGCCCCAGCCCCUGUGUUAGAGUAUUGUGUUUCAGCUCUAGUUGGUUGGUGUGUUAAUGAUACAGCUGUGCUUUACAUCCAAAGGAGGCCUUUUUCUUUUAAUUUCCAUUGUCUUAGUAAGUUACUGUUAGGGUUAUUUUUUAGAUGCCUUCCAGCUAGCCUAAUGAAGUGUAAUUGUAAUGGGGAUUCUUUGUACCUCCAUACUUCUCUCACUCCCAGCCUCCCUCUCAUUUGAUCCUUCUUCCUGUCCCUCAUGAUUUGAGAGCUAUAAUAAUACUCCACUUGUGGCAUUGCCUGCCUCGAAAACUUGCUAAUUCUCAGCAUGAUGUCUGCUUCAGUUUGUGGGACAAGGUCUACUUCCUCCUGGUUUUCUUCUGCUUUUUAUACAAGGGAGGCAGUCUGUUUUCCUUCUGUAGCAAAAUCUAGAUGUUUAGAUAGUAUAUGCACUUUGUAAAAAGGUCUUUAAUGAAUAUGUCUUUGCUACACAGAUCACAGGCUUUCAAAAUGAGAGAACUAUCAUGCCAAAUAUCCAAAUUUAGGUUGAUUUCUUUGGUGGUUAAAGACAUUCUCAUACCUACCUUACCUCUCUAUAUUUAAAACAAGUACAUUCCUAGAAACAGCUGGGCUUCUUUUGGAGAAGCACAUUUUCUUCUUAUUUGAAUGACAGGCACAUGGGAGAAAAUAAACAUUUUAGAAAUUAUGGCAUUGAUAGCACCUUUUCUGUCUUUCUCCACAUGCCCACAUUACACAUAAUCUGCUACAGUGGAGAAACCACAUGGAGACUUCGCAAUCAAGCUGGUGGAAUAUACCCACCGUCACUGUUCCAGCCACACUGGCAAAAAAGUUGCCUUUUGUCCUUUGGAUGUCAUUUCUAAACUUUGGAAAGUGUAAGUCGUUGCCUUUUUUGAAAACAUUUGUAUAGCACAAAGAUUCUGAACUUCAAAUCAGUAUGAAAAUCAAGUACUUCUGCAUUCAUGGUAUCAGUUUCAAAGUGAAUAAUAAUUGAAUCUUUUUCAACUAGAUCCAAAAUUAUCUUACCUGCUUCAUAAAAUAUUUUAUCCAUGUGUCCUUCCCCUAUCCGAGAAAGGUCCCCAGAAAAUACUGCACAUUUAACAAUUGCCGUAAGUAUUAAAGACUGAAGUAAAUGAGAUCCCAUUAAGACCUUAUUUGCAACUAUUUAAUGUAGUUAUAACUGGUUAGUAAGAGCUUGGAGAAAGAGCCUAGGAGAAAGACACUCUUCCAAAGUAAAGCAUUCCCAAGAGGAGAAAAUACUGUAUAUAAUUAUGUUUCAAAGCAAACACUAACUUGUAUAGGUUAAAAACAGUGAAGUGACCUUACAUCCUGAUAAAAUGUUUUUUUAGAUAACAUUCAGUCGGGUGACAUUCUUUCAUCUACCAAAAGUGUUUCAAAGGACAUGCCUACUGGUGAUGUUGGGCUGCAUCAGUCCCUCACUUAAUUUGGGUCAUUGAUUUUGCUGUCGAGUUCUCUGCCCCUACCUUGGGAACAAUGAACUUUCCUUUGGAUGGAGUGGAUUGUAUGCAUCUGUGGAGGUGAGAAGGGUUAGGGACCAUCUUCCCUAUGUUUAGUCAAAUGUAUUCUAUUUGAAAAAUGUAUGAGCCAAAAAUCCAAGUUUCCCGUUCCCACUGCUGGCCCAGACAUCUGUGAACAGCAUAAGCACGCUGUGACUGGACAUGGUAUGAUUAUUUCUUGAGGUAGGCAGGAUUCAGAUCACUUUAGGAAAUUAGGCAUUAGCACUCAGAAGAUGGACGCUGCCUGGAAAAACUUCCAGAAACCUGUGCCUAGCCCGGGGAAAUUAUCCAUAGCUAGAAAUUAAACACCCCUCUAGGCACAGAUGCCUUAAGGACCAAUGGCUAAGCCGAAAGUCAAAUGUGACAGAAACUUUGUAUUUCCUUUUCAUGCACUAAUUACUUCUUAAGGGUUCCUCUGCGUUCCUACUUUCUUCUCUCCCCUCCCCUGCCCUUUACUGUUUUUGAAAGAACCUAAACUCUUAAUUCCACUUCUUUCCUGCUCCAUUAAUAAGCAAAACCUAUUUGUGUGGAUGGUUUUUUAGAGGAAACAUGAAUUUUGUGCUGGUCUUAUUCCUCAGCUGGUUUUCUAGCUUAAUUAUCUAACCAAACUAAGUCUGAAUGUAUUCAUUUUUUUCCCUUAACUAUGCCAAGCACCUUGGUUAAGAAGUCACACGUUUAGGAAGAAAGGCUUGACUCAAAGCAGACACCUUAAUUUGUCUCUGAACAUUUAAAAACCAAAGUCCUGAGCCACCGUGGACAUGACCCUCCCUGCCUGGGUUGUCUGGAGCUUAGCUUGUGCUUGUCCCCCUCUAGCCCCACUUAGUGAUGUGGUCUUGCCUCUCACGUUCUGGCCUCCUUUCCAGCCAUUCUGCCUGUGAAUUAACUACAUCACUGUUAGCAAGCUUUUCUCUUCCCCCAUCCUAAUAUGCUGUGUUCUAAGAAUUUUGGCAUCAUUUCUGAACAAAUAUCUGAGAGCACUAGAGAAUUCAUGUCUGGCAAACUUUGGCUUUAGCAUAUGUUUAUCAAAUCGUGAUUUUUCUGACACUAAAGUAAAAAUGCGCUAACCACAAAUAAUUUAUUCUUUAUAUAAAAUGUCUGAGAAUGUUUAGCCUUUUAUUGGAAUUUUAUUUGGAAAAUACCUUUCUACAGAUUUACACUUCUGUUCCUGUGAUUAUAACCCAAAGCAUUUCUUAACACUUCUAUUACUUACACAAAUAUUCAAUUUCAUUUUACUGUGUAUUAGAGUAUAACAUUUUUAUUAUCUAAAAUAAAAUAUUUAAUUUUUUC
Molecule: messenger RNA, 4493 nt
Organism: Hipposideros armiger (great roundleaf bat)
Lineage: Eukaryota; Metazoa; Chordata; Mammalia; Chiroptera; Hipposideridae
Gene: MCUR1
Product: mitochondrial calcium uniporter regulator 1
Exons: 9
Coding region: 138-1232 (364 amino acids)
Biological process (GO): positive regulation of mitochondrial calcium ion concentration; calcium import into the mitochondrion
Cellular component (GO): mitochondrial inner membrane; mitochondrion
Source: RefSeq, a predicted model, not a curated record